Drosophila serrata is the source of this 2772-nucleotide messenger RNA. RefSeq lists its product as uncharacterized. The record is from RefSeq and is a predicted model, not a curated record. Lineage: Eukaryota; Metazoa; Arthropoda; Insecta; Diptera; Drosophilidae.
AGUGUCAGCGCUACUGUGCCGGAAUGUCAAUCAAAUGAAAACAAAAAAAAAAGCGGCGUGAAAAACUGAAAAGGACAGAAGGAAACCAAUUUCGCAACUCCCUUCGAUGCGGUAAACGGAACAGGAUAGCCGGAAGAGGAUAACCUACUCGGGUCACAGGGAGUAGGCACCAAGGGCCGGAUGGAGACGCACUUUAUGGCUAAAAUGGGGAAGUGGAUGACACCCGAGGAGGAGGCGCGCCAGAAGUUCAUCAUGCGGGAGCGGGAUCGCGAGCGGAAGCGGAUCAAGCGCUUGAAUCCCGAAUACCGGCAGAUGGAAAGGGAGCGGGAUCGGUUUCGCAAGCAGACGCCCAGGCCCAGUCUGAUGACACCCGAGGAGGAGGCGCGCCACAAGUUCAUCAUGCGGGAGCGGGAUCGCGAGCGGAAGCGGAUCAAGCGCUUGAAUCCCGAAUACCGGCGAAUGGAGCGCGAGCGCGAUCGAUUCCGCAAGAAGGCACGACGUGCUAACCAGUUGACGCCAGAGGAGGAGCUGAGACUGAAGAUGAUCCAACGGGAGCGGGAUCGGGAGAGGAAGCGGAUCAAGCGCAUGAAUCCGGAGUACAGGCGACUGGAGCAGGAACGUGAUAGGGACAGAAAGAAGGCCCGACGGGCCAACGAGGCCUUCAGGCAGCUGGAGAAGCUGCGGGACAAGAUCCGGAAGGAUCGGAAAAAGGGGCUGCUGGUCUCUGAUCCACUGCAGCUGCCGCCGGAGUUUGCGAACAUGAUACCGCCAGUGCCUGUGAAUGUGAAGCCAGAGGUGGGUCUGCCGCCACCGCCACCGCAGCAGUCAGCGCCCCAGCAACAGCAGCAGCAGCAACAAUUGCAACAGCAGCAGCAGCAAUCGACGCCACUGCAGCAGCACCAGCCACCGCCCACGCACCUCCAGGAGCAGCAGCAACAGCAGCUGAGCCACCAGCUGGCGCAUCAGCGCAACCGCGCCAUGACCACCAGCACGUUAACCCAACUGGCCACGCCGCCUGCUCAUGCCACGCACCUGCAGCAGCUAAACAAGCUGCAGCAAUUGUACCCGCCCCGAAGCUUCGGUCACCCCGGUUUGCCCAUUGCAGGUGUGGCGCUGAUGCCCCAGCUUUGCCAUCCCAUCCUGCAUCAGAACCUCAGUGCUGCCACCCUUUAUGCGGGUCCGCCUAACGGCAUCAAGCAGGAGUACGGCCAGGAUGUGUCCGCCUCUGCAAUGGCCGCGGCCCAGGCGGCAGCUUUGGCCUCGCUAAGAAAUCCCCAGCAACAGGAGGAUGCAGAAAUGGCCCUGAACCUCGAGCCGGAGAUCAUACUCCAUACGGCUCCCGAUGUGAAUACCACUCAGCCAGCAGCGUCGCAGCAGCAGCAUCACUUUAGCGCCCAUCAGCAGCAGCAGCAACAGCAACAGCAGCAGCAGCAGCAACAUCAUCUCCAGCAACAGCAGCAGCAGCAGCACUGCAGCAUGUUCCAGCACAUGGCUCCACAGGCGCACAUGCAGCACAUGCGUUCCACGGUGCUGCCGCCGCCACCACCGCCUCCCUCGCUGGCACUGCCACCGCUGCCGCCCCCGCCACCUGCCACGCACCAGCAACAGCAGCAGCAACCGGCUGCGACGCCACAACAACUGCAGCAGCAACAUGCGCCGCAGUGAGGUUUACACUCGCCUUUAGUCCUAAGCUCAACUCUCUCUCUAGCCAGCUAAGUACAUCCGAAUGCUUGAAGCCUGGAGUUGUGAUCUUCGUAAGUUAUGUGAUUUUUCUCCAAAUGUAUUAAAUUGCCAGCCUGCGAGCACAAACUAUGCUACUAAACCAUGUUCUUUUCCUAAUUAACUUGGCCAAAAAUCUUUUUAAAACAUUUUUUCACACAUAAAUAAUGAAACUAAUUUAGUAUUUCUAAAGAAGAAAUAAUUCUUUCAAACAUGAGUCUCAAAGUUAUAAAUAAAAUGUUUUAUUGUUAAGAUCUUGUGAUAAAUUCCCUAUGGCCAAUUGUAAGCAUAAAGAAGAGAAUACUUUGUGCUGCUAAUGGUGUUUAAUAACAUGAAAUCAAUUUGUAAUUUCAACAGAAAUCGAACUUUCUGAACUUUUAAACCUUUCAUAACAUUAAAUAAUUUUUAAGUAUUCGAUUUUUUUCGAACUGAUCAAGACAGAAAAUGUUAAUGUCGAUACUAGAGCAAUUUUUUAAGAUUAAAUGUAAUUUUUGUAUAUUUAAAAUUUUAAUAAUAUUACAGUAUUUUUGUCGACAAAUCAAUCGGAUUUUUCCUUCCGAUACACAUCAAUAUUUUGAUCAAAUUUGUUUGCUGUUCUUUAUAUCCCUUGGCAAUCACAACUCGAAGGACUAUCUCGCAUUCACAACUUCUUUUCCUCCACACUCACACUCACACCCAUGUUCAUUUCUGUGUAUGUUAAGUAGACGCCAUUUUUAAAAUGCCGUUACGUAUUACGAUCCGUAAAGCGUUACGCAUUACGUUAGUUUAUUAAUUAAUGGGCUUCCCCGUCAUUAGUUUCCAGCAUUUGUCUCUGUUUUUUAGGUCUGUACGUACGUAUGUAUUUUUGUUUAGUCGCUAAGUGAUAGACGAUACGAUAUUGGCAAGUUUAGGAAGAUACGAUCUACAAUAUAACUAACGAUAACUGUAUACCUAUAUGAUAUGAUUCAUAUACAUAGAGUAUGGCCAGCCGCAAAAAAAAGAUAAUUAUUACGAAUUUAUGCGCAAAAGAAAAAUACGAGCGAAAUAUAAGCAGCAAAAGCGAGUUUUGCUAAA